AUGCCACUACACCGGUCACCAAUUUCAUCUUCUCAGCCCAACUUAAAUAGCCCACGAGAAGAUUUUAUAACGAGAUUUAAUUUAAGAAAGAGAAAAUGUCCUGAAAAUGAUAAGUUUUCCAAAUUUUGUGAUGAAGUUAAGGAAAUGAUGAAUGAAUUUCGAAUUGAUCAGGAUUCGAGGUGGGCCAGGGUGGAUAGGGCUAUGGAAGAGUUGACAUCGCAAAACAAGAAAAUCAUUGAAUCUAAUAGUGAAAUCAAAAAAAUGCUUCAGGACACAAAAAAACAAAAUCAUGAACUCCGCGUAAAAAUAAAGAUCAUUGAAAAUGAAUACACUGAUGCUAAAUUGAAGAUUGAUGAACUGGAAGAGCAAGUUCAUGAAUUGCAAAAAAAUCAAUUUAAGAGAACAAUUGAAAUUAAAAAUGUACCUAGACUUCAAAAUGAAGAUCUACAUACCAUGCUCGAUAAUAUAAUAAAAGUAGUUGGUGUCAUAGAGAAUAAACCUGACAUUGAACAAAUCUAUCGUAGGGGUAAGGAAAAUGCUCCAAUUAUAGUUGAGCUGAAAGAUGCAGCCGACAAAAUUAGAAUUCUUAAGGCAGUUACAUUUUAUAACAAGGAAAACAAAGAUAAUAAAUUGAAUAGUACUCAUCUCGGUAUUAGCAGCCCUAUAACACUAAUAUAUAUUUACGAGAAAAAUACACACUUUAUAAAGAAACUCUUUGCUUCUGCGAAAGGAUUGGCCAACGAAGGCAAUUACAGGUACUGUUGGAUCUCAAAGGGUAUGGUGAUGCUUCGCAAAGAGGAAGGUUAA
Molecule: messenger RNA, 807 nt
Organism: Chilo suppressalis (striped riceborer)
Lineage: Eukaryota; Metazoa; Arthropoda; Insecta; Lepidoptera; Crambidae
Source: the annotation of a GenBank genome assembly